This is a messenger RNA of Emiliania huxleyi CCMP1516, 387 nucleotides long. RefSeq lists its product as hypothetical. Lineage: Eukaryota; Haptophyta; Isochrysidales; Noelaerhabdaceae. The record is from RefSeq and is a predicted model, not a curated record. Bases 1 to 387 code for a protein of 128 amino acids. The transcript has a single exon.
AUGGCUGACGUACCAAAUGCAGCUCCUGUCGCCUGCGUGCUGGCCGGCCACGGCUUAUUCCUCCUCGGAUGCGGCUGGUACGGCGCCAAGAUCUCCGGCUGGACAGCCAUGCACAGCCUGUACGCUGGCGCUGGAGGCGGCGCAGCGCUGGGUGUCUGCGGCCUCCUCACCGUUGGCGGCACGCGUAAGCUGUACAUGAUCGGUGUGCACGUCGGCCUGUUGCUCCAGGUUGCGUUUAGCGCCGUCUUUGGGCUGCAAGCGUGGAGGUCGUACGGCGUACCAGCCAAGGCGGACCGGUUUCCGCUCUUUGUCGUCAUGUGCGGCGGCUCGGUGCUCGCGCUUGGGCUGAUGCGCGCCUUCAAACCGAAGGCUAAGGAGAAGAAGUGA